Molecule: messenger RNA, 3750 nt
Organism: Meloidogyne enterolobii
Lineage: Eukaryota; Metazoa; Nematoda; Chromadorea; Rhabditida; Meloidogynidae
Source: the annotation of a GenBank genome assembly
AAAUAACUCAAAAUAAAUUUUGUGUGGUUGUAAAUUAAUAUAUACAGUAAUGGGUGUGCGCAAAAUUGAUUUUAGGAGGUUAAAAACGCCAAAAUGUUCGUUUGUCUAUUCCGCGCUGCAUUCCAAUAUUUGCCAAUUCGAGAUUCACCAAACGAGAAUCCACAUGUUGAGUUGGCAUUACAACCUGGAGAAUUAGUUUUGGUGCACGGCCCGAUGGACGAGGACUGUUUCUAUUGGGGAGAAACAUUGGAUAAUCGUGCCGGUCUAGUCCCUUCAAAUUUUGUGCAGAGGGUAUCAGACGAGGAAAUGUCCAAUCUUCUUCAACAGACUUCCCUCCAACAACCCUCAACCUCAAAAACAUUUGUCCCAAUAGAAGAAAAUUUUUGUUGUUCGUCAAUCCCCUCAACAUCAACAAUAACAACAACAACAAAUGCUGCUACACAAAAUAAUAAAAUUUUUAAUUUAAAACAACAAUCUCCACUUGUUAUUAAUAGAGUAGACUCUCCCUCUUUUGUGUUGUCUGUUCCCCAACAUUUAGCGCAAAUUAGACACGAUUUUACAGAAUUAGAGAAACAACAAAAACAUUUGUUGCAACCUGAUUCGGUUUGCCCUUAUCCCCCUACCGACGUUAGCAAAAUUACAGUGCAAGAAUUAAAACAUCCAGACAAUCCUAGAAUUCCCUAUCCACAUGAUUUACAAGUAGAAAGACGUCUUUCCCGUUCUUUGCUCAUUUCUUGGUUGCCGCCAGAAAGUGGGGGUGGAAUUCCUCUACAUCAACAAACAAUUAGCCAAUAUCAGGCAUUUUUCUUUGUGCCCGGUUCUUUCAAGUGCCGUGCCUUGCUAGAAGACUUGGAUUUAGAUAAAUUUGUUAAUGUUUCUGUACGCUCAGUUACUUCGGAUGGGUUAACUAGCCCUGAUGCUGCUUGUACGUUGGCGGUGGGUUCUGAAUCGCCCGUUGCUCCACAACAUGUUCGUGUAAACAAUUUAACCCCAACAUCAACUCAACUAAGUUGGUAUCCUUCAAACAGCAAUACAGAACAUAUAAUUCUCUUAAAUGCAAUAAAAAUUGGCGUUUGUCCGCCUGCUGUCUUUCAAGUUCAAAUAAACGGCCUUACACCCUCAACAAUUUAUCGUCUCUCUGUUAGAACAAAACAUCCCCGCGCUGUUUUAGAAAAAAGGCCUGUAGAGAGAUGUGUAGACUUUAAAACGUUGCCUAAAAUUGGCCUUCCAGACCCUCCUUUAGAGGUUAGAGCAGAAAAUGGGCCCCAGCCUGGAACUUUGCUUGUCUCUUGGAAGCCAAAUUCCUCACAGCCAAGGCCUCCCUCCCGUGCAGCAGUUCAAAGCUAUUUAGUCUAUGCAGACGGUCGGUGUAUUGCAGAAAUCCCUGGGUCAACAGCAGAUCAUGUUCUGUUGAGGCUUUCUGAUUUUGCUGAUGACCCCCCAAUGUUUAUUACUGUCAGAACUAAAACUAAAGAAGGAAAUGUUUCUGCUGAUUCUAAAGUUGUUCGAGUACCUCGUAGUGGAAAUGGAACGACAAAUGAGAGGGAAGGAGUUGUUAUUAUGCAAAAUAAUUCUUCACUGCCUUACUACUCUUCAGAUCGACUCAUUUCCUCUGAAAAAAAUUAUUCUUCACCAAAUAAAGUUCCAAAAGGACUUUUAAUUAUUCCAUCAAAACAACAACAUUACCAACAAAAUACUUCAGCAGCCUCUUUACAAAACAAUAUUAACAGAUGGGAGGAAAAACCUGCUCCACUUACAAAUAUUACUGAUCCUUUACUACAACAACAAAGCUCUUAUCAACAACAACAAUAUUUUACAUUUCAUCCAAAAACUUUGGAUAAGACUUAUUAUAAUCCCCGAAAUGGAACAUCCACAAAUGACCAAAACAACGGGAAUACCCAACAACCCAACAGUACUCUAUACUUUUUGGAACAAAAUUAUCUACAAAAACAUCAACAACGCCAAAGGCUGCAUUCUGCCGCCCCUUCAACUUCCCGUUCAUUUUUACAAAGCAGAGCUUCAAAUAAUAACAUUCUCCCUUCCUCAAUUCCUUCACAAAUAGCCAAGAAAAUGUUAAAAACAAAUUUUUUACAACAACAUCAUCAACCCCCAGAAAGUACUAGAAGUGAACCAGACUUAAGGCCCCUGAGAAGAGAUGAAAUAAAUAGCCGUUGGUUUGUAGCUAUUCAGGAUCAUCAGCCUAGAAUGGGGGGAAUGAAUGAAGAAUUGCUUUUUAGAAGACACCAACUUAUUAAGGUUUAUGGGGAUGUGGACAUGAACGGCUUCUUUUGGGCUGAAGCUAGAGGUCGUUAUGGCUUUGUACCUUUCAACAAAUUAGUUGAGAUAGCUAAAGACGACCUUUUUCUGGCUGCUGAACAACAUACGGGGACUUCUAUGCCAGAGGGUGGUCAACAACAACUUUGGGCGGGAGGGAUCUCGUCCAGUCAGCGUAGAAUGAAAUGGGGUUCAAUCAAGUCAAGGAGUUACGAGCACACAGAAAGCCAAGGACGUUAUGGGAACUACCAUGGAGGCGUUCAAGCAGAUUAUGAACCAGGACGGGGCUCUCAACCUUUGUAUUACCCCGAUGCUUAUAUUGAGAGAACAGCAAGACGAGGAAGACAACUUCCCGAGUAUCGUGGAGCGACCGUUGGGGUUGGAGCUCCAAUUGAACAGAGAGCUCUGCCCAACAUUGGAGAUGUCAAAACAACUAGUGGGGGUGUUGUUGUGGGUAGAGAAAAGGAAAAUGCCGCUCUCCGUUAUCGUUCUCCUCAAGUAAAUGGUGGAGGAACUAGACAAGGAAGGGAGAAAAAGAGGAUAAUGAUUCCUGAAUCGUCUACUAAAGAGGAAGAAGAACAAAUGGCAGAAAUUUCAAAAUAUCAGCAACAACAAUAUAGCAACAACUCCAAAUACUAUCAACAACAAAAAACUUCGCUAGAUGAGGAAGAACAACAACAGGAUGAUGGGUUUUCUUAUGAUGAACAACAACAAGGAGGGGGAGAAUAUCAACAACUGAGAGGAAUUCAGAGCCAAUUAAUGAUAGCUAAAUAUGACUAUGAUUCGAGGCAUCUAAGUCCUAAUGUUGAUGCAGAACAAGUUGAAUUAAGCUUUCGACAGGGAGAUUUGAUUACCAUUUUUGGGCCAAUGGAUGAAGACGGGUUUUACUUGGGCGAAUUAAAUGGAAUUAGAGGUCUAGUCCCUUCCAAUUUCCUACAGCCAGCCCCACAAACAACAGAACCUGUACUUCAUUCUAGACCUAAAGGCGUUGCCUUCUGUUCUGAUUUGAAUAAUUCUGAUUAUCAAAUGAUGGCUAAAACUUCGAUAGGGAACAAAAAAGAACAGGGAGGAGGGGGUAGAGGACAACAACAACAACAGCCACUUCAAGGAGGGACAGGAGGAACGUCUGGGACUGGAGGGGGAGGUAGAGAAACUUACGGAAAUCUCCCAAGAAUAGCUUCCUCCUCAAAAACACUAAACAAAAUCCAAAUAUCCAAUCAACAACAACAACCCUCUGCCCCUAUCCCGGCCAAAUCCUUAAUUAAGAAAAGCUCUGAUUUAAGCAACAGAACAAUUCAACAACAACCAAAUGUUAGAAAAGGCUCUCAUGCUGGUGCUAAAGGACUUCAUAGCGUUGUGAAGGUGGGUGUAUUAGAACUGUUAGGAUGUCGAACCGGUCUGGGCCUAUUUCUCUCCAACACAGAUUCUGCAUUCUGUGCACAGAACACAGAUUCUGUGGAAAUUCUAUUUCUCUGA